Molecule: messenger RNA, 2815 nt
Organism: Pelecanus crispus (Dalmatian pelican)
Lineage: Eukaryota; Metazoa; Chordata; Aves; Pelecaniformes; Pelecanidae
Source: RefSeq, a predicted model, not a curated record
CCGAGAACAGGAGGAAUCUACCACUGAGGAGGAGCAAUUGCCCCAGAUCUUUGAUGAGCUUCAUGAUAUUCAUGUGGCACCUGGAGCACCACUGGCUAAAUUUCACCUGAAGGUGAAAGGGUACCCGCAGCCUCGUCUCUAUUGGUUCAAAAAUGGGCAGCCAUUAAAGGCCUCGGAUCACAUCCUGAAGACUGAUAAACAAGAAUUCCACUCACUGGAAAUUCGUGACAUCACUAAGGCAGAUGCUGGCCAGUACUCAAUAUUUGUCAUCAACUCUGCUGGUUCUGCAUAUUCGUCGGCCAGGCUGGUAGUCAAAGACCCUGAUGAGAAAGAAGAGCCAUCAGAAACAGAUUCCCAUGAGCAGCUGAUACCACCAAGGUUCCUAGAAAGAUUUACUAAUAAAAAGGUGAAAAAAGGUGCAAGCAUCACAUUAUCUGUAAAAGUUGAAGGACAUCCACCACCAACUAUUACUUGGCUGAAAGAAGAGUCUCGGGAAGACAUCCUGUGGAUCAAACCAGACACUCCUGGGUAUAAACUUGCCAGUUCAAAUAUGCAUCACAGUCUAAUCCUGUUGGAUGUUAAAAAGAACUACAGUGGAGCUUACACGUGCAUUGCUACCAACAAGGCUGGCCAGUCCAUCUGCACCGCCACCCUGGAAGUUGCAGAUGUGAAAGAGGCUGAAGUUCUGACCCAGGAGCGUGUGAUGGUGUCCGAAGCCAUCAUGACCACACUGGGAGCUAUUCAUCCCUCUGAAACAAGAGAAGGAGACCUUGAAGCUGGUAGAGAAGGUGUACCCAAAAGCCCUAUUUCAUUAGCUGAUGUUGGCUCAGAAGAGUUCUUCCAGAAACUCACCUCGCAUAUCUCAGAAAUGGUAUCUGCAAAAAUAAGUCAGGCUACACUUCGAGUGCCAGGUGCAGAAAGUGAUGAUGAGUCAAAAACUCCCUCUGCAUCUCCUCGCCAUGGACGAUCCAGACCUUCAUCCAUUGCUCAGGAGUCCUCCUCUGAAUCUGAAGAUGGGGAUUCCAGAGGAGAGCAUAAAAUAACUGUCACUUCAUGCCUGCAGAUCUUUGACGUCUACAUGGUCACAGCUGACUACGUGCCCGCUGCACCUGAGAGGGAGACCAUCACUUUGAAGGAAGGCCAAUAUGUGGAAGUCCUUGAUUCAGCUCAUCCUCUGAAAUGGCUGGUCAGGACUAAACCCACAAAAUCUAGCCCCUCUCGACAGGGCUGGGUAUCUCCAGCUUAUCUGGACAAGAAAUUGAAGUUGUCACCAGAGUGGGGAACAACAGAAGCUCCUGAGUUCCCUGGAGAGUUUGUUUCUGAAGACGAAUAUAAAAGGAAGCUAGGUGUUCUUAUUCAAGAGCUGUUGAUCUCAGAAGAGGAUUACAUUCAAGAUCUACAGUUCCUCCAGACUCAUCACCUUAAGUACACUGAGACCUGUCCCAGUGUUCCAGGAGCUGUCGCCAGUCAGAAAUCCACCAUCUUCAGAAAUAUUGAUGACAUUGCUCGCUUCCAUUCCAGUGUCUUCCUCCGAGGCUUGCAGAAAUGUGACACUGACGAUGACGUGGCCAUGUGCUUUAUCAAGCACGAAGCAGAGUUUUAUAAGUACAUCCAGUACCUGGUGGGGAGGGUACAGGCUGAGUCAAUUGUUGUCAGCAAAGCUGUCCAGGAUUUCUACAAGAGAUACACAGAUGAAAUUUUAACUAAUGAAGAUCCUUCACAGCCACUUAUCCCACCAUUGCAGCACUACCUGGAAAAACCCAUAAACAGGAUCCAGCAGUACCAGACUAUAAUCAAGGAAUUAAUCCGAAACAAAGCAAGAAAUAGCCAAAACUGCACUUUGCUGGAGCAGGCUUAUGCCAUUGUAUCUGCACUCACCCGAAGAGCAGAAAACAACCUCCAUGUCUCACUCAUUGAGAAUUAUCCGGGGACCUUGGAAAGCCUUGGUGAACCCAUCCGACAGGGCCACUUCAUUGUGUGGGAAGGAGCUCCAGGAGCUAGAAUGGCAUGGAAAGGACACAAAAGACAUGUCUUCCUCUUCAAAAAUUAUCUUGUGAUCUGCAAACCAAAGCGAGACACAAAGACAGACACCUACAGUUACAUCUUCAAGAACAUCAUGAAGCUGAACAACAUAGAUGUGAACGACCUUGUAGAAGGGGAUGACCGAGCAUUUGAGAUCUGGCACGAACGGGAAGACUUGGUCCGCAAGUACCUCCUUCAGGCACGUACAGUGAUUAUCAAGAACUCCUGGGUGAAGGAGAUCUGUGGCAUACAGCAGCGGAUCAACGAGCCUGUCUGGAUACCUCCAGACUUUGAGGAAGAACUGGCAGAUUGUACAGCUGAGCUGGGAGAGACAGUCAAGCUGGCUUGCAAAGUUAUGGGAGCUCCCAAGCCAUCUGUCAGCUGGUACAAAGAUGGAAAGCCUGUGGAGGUGGAUCCCCAUCACAUUAUAAUAGAAGAUCCUGACGGUUCCUGCACAUUGAUCUUGGACAACCUAACAGGUGUUGACUCAGGACAGUACAUGUGCUUUGCUUCCAGUCCUGCUGGAAAUGCCAGUACCUUAGGAAAGAUACUUGUUCAAGUGCCACCACGGUUUGUGAACAAGGUUAGAAAUGCUUAUUUUGUGGAGGGCGAAGAUGCUCAGUUUACCUGUACUAUCGAAGGAGCACCUAGGCCUCAAAUCAGAUGGUACAAAGAUGGUCUACUGUUGAAAGACACGAGUAAAUACCAGACUUUCAGUGAACCACGGAGUGGCAUAAUAGUCCUGGUGGUCAAGAACCCUUCCAAUGAAGAUAUGGGACACUAUGAAUGUGAG